UUUGGAGCAGCGAGAGAAAUUCAUCGUUCGAGACUUCAGCAUCCAGGAGUCUCUGAAGCACAUGGUUUCCCUCAGCAAAAUGAGAUUGACAAGUCUGGUCGUGAUCACCACAAUGGCUGGCUACGCGAUGGCACCGGGAAGUUUCUCGCUCCUCACGCUGAGCCUAGCUUCCGUGGGGACCGCAUUGACAUCAUGCUCUGCUAACGCAGUCAAUCAGUUCCUCGAAAUUCCUUAUGAUUCGCAAAUGAACAGAACCAAGAAUCGAGUCUUGGUUCGAGGCUACAUGAGCCCCCUCGGAGCGCUUUCCUUCGCGGCCGUGGCAGGAGUCGUGGGCGUAUCGACGCUAUACGCUGGUUGCGGGGCGUGGACAGCCGGUCUCGGAGCUGCCAACCUCGUGCUCUACACUUCGGUGUACACCCCCAUGAAGCGGUUUCACAUUGCGAAUACGUGGGUGGGGAGUGUGGUAGGAGCGAUCCCGCCUGUGAUGGGCUGGACGGCCGCCACCGGAACUCUGGACCCAGGCGCACUCCUGUUGGGAGCGGUUUUGUACUCAUGGCAGUUUCCUCACUUCAACGCCCUAUCGUGGAACUUGAGACCCGAUUACUCGAGAGCAGGCUACAGAAUGAUGUCGGUCACAAAUCCAGAUCUGUGUCGGAGAGUCGCCUUGAGACACAGCGUUGGCAUCACCGCACUCUGCCUGGCAUCUCCGCUGUCAGACGUGGUCACGUGGACUUUCGCCGCAACUACACUGCCGCUGAACGCCUACCUGGUCUAUUGCUCCUACCAGUUUUACAGAAACGCUGACAGCCAGACCUCUCGUAAACUGUUCCGGCUAAGCCUUAUUCAUCUGCCGCUCCUUGUGAUCCUGAUGAUUCUGAGCAAAGACACAACCAAGACAAAACGAGAAUCACUGCCAUCGAACGUUUGA
This is a messenger RNA of Galendromus occidentalis (western predatory mite), 928 nucleotides long. RefSeq names its product Cytochrome c oxidase assembly factor 10 (gene Cox10). NCBI's taxonomy places the organism in Eukaryota, Metazoa, Arthropoda, Arachnida, Mesostigmata, Phytoseiidae. The transcript is spliced from 5 exons. Gene Ontology annotation, cellular component: membrane; mitochondrion. Gene Ontology annotation, biological process: heme A biosynthetic process. The record is from RefSeq and is a predicted model, not a curated record. Bases 62 to 928 code for a protein of 288 amino acids. Gene Ontology annotation, molecular function: protoheme IX farnesyltransferase activity.